Thamnophis sirtalis is the source of this 1419-nucleotide messenger RNA. The record is from RefSeq and is a predicted model, not a curated record. NCBI's taxonomy places the organism in Eukaryota, Metazoa, Chordata, Lepidosauria, Squamata, Natricidae.
AAAAUGAUGGACGAAUGCCAGGACCACCGAUGGUGCCAUUUCCUUGUCCACAGCCAUGUGUUUGGGCCCGAUCCAUGCCCAGGAACACACAAAUACUUGGUGGUUUCGUACAAAUGCAGACCUGCCAAUCAUCGUCUCAAGACUGUAUGUGAAAAUGACAAGAUGAGGCUACAAUGUCGGAGCAGCUCAGUUCUAGCAAUUUAUUCUUCGAUUUAUGGGCGACCUUUGCGGGGAAAGUUGGAGUGUAAUUCUAUGAACGGGACGGAGCCUGAAAUAGAAUGCACAGCUCCCGAUGCCUUGAGAAGAGUGUCCCACAGGUGCCACAAGAAGAGGAAUUGCACCCUGGUUGCUAACUCGGCUACAUUUGGAGACCCAUGCUUCCCGGGGGUGAAGAAACAAUUGAGAGUGUCCUACACUUGCGUGCCAAGGCAGUUGUUAGAAGAGGCGACCCGCGAAUCCCGAGAAGAUCCCUUCUCAAUUUCUGAUUACACCCACGGUGGCUGGUACACCGGGCCGAGGCUGUCCAAGCAGUUCCAAGAAAAUCUGAUGAUAUUUACUAACUCUCUGGAAACAAUAGCCCAUAUUUGGGGUGUUCCGGAGAAGGUGGGCUUUUAUUUCCUAUGUGGGGUAUCUGGAGGGCUGCUGUUUCUCCUCCUCUUCUUUGCCCCCAAAGCAACCUUCUUGCAAGACCUCAAAGGGCCCUUCAAAAAGGCAGAUGUGACGGACUCCUUGCAGCUGGAGACAACCAAGCUACAGGACGACCAAGAUGAAGAAAAUCGGGAGGAAAGCUCAUCUGAAUCCUCUUUCAGCCACCUUACCUCCAAUUGCCGGAACACCAACAUCUUUGGGCCGGAACUGACGGCGGCCUUGGAAGGGGCAGCUGAUCAAAGAAGCCACGAAGGCGAUGAAAUUUGGAUCCCCAAGGAAUCCAGCCCAUACGCCAUCCACAAAAUUAAGGCAGCCACCAAGUGAGAAGGACCAACGUUGGAAGCAGUUGGGCAGAGUGAGCUGCGCUGGGUGAACGCAGGUAGUCCUUCAUUUCUGAUUGCAAUUGGGACCAGCAUUGCUGUUGUUAAGCGAAGCAGUUGUGAAGCGAGUCCUGCCCAAUUGGAUCAGCUUUAAUACGGGGUUGUUAAGAAAUUCACUACAGUUGAAGGAAUCGCAGUCAUUAGAAGCAAAAUCCGGCUUCCUCCAUUGGCUUUUGUUUGUCGGAAACUGGCAAGCUGGGAAGGUUGCAAACGGGGAUCACAUAACACCCCCCCUCCCCGAGAUGCUGCAACUAUCAUCAAUACAUGCGAACUGCCAAGCACCUGAAUUUUGACCAUGUGACUGUAGGGAUGUUGCAGUGGUUAUAAGUAGCAAUUGCAAUAGCCCUUAGACAUAUACCAUAUUCUUUAGAGUAUAAGACACACUGGACUA